AAAAUAUACGAUAUUUUCUGUAAUCUAAAAUGGUAGAGCUCUGCUGACGUCAUCAAUGGUGAAACUGCCUAAUUAUUUUUUAGCUCUCUAGAUCACACAGAAAGCAAGAAGAAGAAGAAGAAGUUGCAGAGACCUUGACAACGACGAAGAAGAUUCCUUUUCUAACCAAAACUACGACGUUUCACUUUUAGGAUCAGUAAUUUGAUUAUGAAGUGGUAACUGCUCAGUUGGAGGUACAAGAAGCUGAGAUUUGCAUCUGAUUUUGGGGGUUUAUGUGAAGAUGAAGGUAGGGAUUGCUGCGAAGUUGAUUGUUGAUGCGCUUUUGCAGCGGUUUCUUCCGCUUGCGAGGCGUCGAAUCGAAACAGCACAAGCACAGGAUGGACAGUACCUUAGGCCAUCAGACCCUGCCUAUGAGCAAGUAUUGGAUUCCUUAGCUAUGGUGGCACGACACACACCUGUACCUCUUCUUGAAGCACUUCUUCGGUGGAGAGAAACCGAGUCCCCAAAAGGUGCAAAUGAUGCAUCUACAUUCCAAAGAAAGCUUGCAGUGGAGUGUAUUUUUUGUUCAGCAUGUAUCCGCUUUGCUGAGUGUUGUCCACAAGAAGGACUUACAGAAAAACUCUGGCUCGGACUUGAAAACUUUGUGUUUGAUUGGCUGAUAAAUGCUGACAGGGUUGUAAGUCAGGUUGAAUAUCCUUCAUUGGUCGAUUUACGUGGUCUCCUUCUAGACCUAGUUGCACAACUCCUGGGUGCGCUGUCAAGAAUCAGGUUUAGUUCUGUAACUGAGCGGUUUUUCAUGGAACUCAAUACCCGUCGGAUUGAUACUAGUGCUGCUCGGAGUGAAACACUCAGUAUCAUUAACGGAAUGCGCUAUCUAAAACUUGGGGUGAAGACAGAGGGUGGGUUAAACGCGUCAGCUUCCUUUGUAGCAAAAGCCAAUCCUCUUAAUCGUGCACCUCAUAAACGAAAGAGUGAACUUUAUCAUGCCCUCUGCAAUAUGCUGUCAAAUAUUCUAGCACCGCUUGCGGAUGGUGGUAAAGGUAACUGGCCUCCACCUGGCGUAGACCCUGCAGUUACCCUCUGGUAUGAAGCUGUUGCACGGAUAAGAGUCCAACUUAUGCAUUGGACAGAUAAACAGAGCAAACAUAUAGCUGUUGCGUAUCCUUUGGUGACAUUGCUUCUUUGUCUUGGUGAUCCUGUGGUUUUUCUCAAUAACUUUGGCACUCAUAUGGAACAACUGUAUAAGCAUCUUAAGGACAAGAACAACCGGUUCAUGGCUCUGGACUGUCUUCACCGUGUUAUGAGAUUUUAUCUGAGUGUUCACGGGAAUUCCCAACAAGCAAAUCGUGUAUGGGAUUACCUGGACAGUGUGACAGCUCAGCUUCUGACAAUUCUCAGGAAAGGGAUGCUUACACAGGACGUACAACAUGAUAAAGUUGUCGAGUUCUGUGUUACUAUGGCUGAACAUAACCUUGAUUUUUCUAUGAACCAUGUCAUCUUAGAAUUGCUGAAACAAGAUAGCCCAAGUGAAGCAAAGGUUAUUGGUCUUCGUGCGUUACUUGCCAUCGCAAUGUCUCCCACAAGCCAGCAUGUGGGCUUGGAAAUCCUUCAUGCUCAUAACUUAGGCCACUAUGUUCCAAAAGUUAAAGCUGCAAUCGAGUCUAUUUUGCGAUCAUGCAAUCGGGCUUAUAGUCAGGCUCUUCUCACUUCUUCAAAGACAACUAUAGAUGCUGUUACCAAGGACAAGCCACAGGGAUAUCUAUUUCGCUCGGUUUUAAAGUGCAUACCUUACUUGAUUGAAGAGGUUGGUAGGACUGAUAAAAUCACCGAGAUUAUCCCCCAACAUGGAAUAAGUAUCGAUCCUGGUGUGCGUGAGGAAGCGGUACAAGUACUGAACCGGAUUGUGAGACACCUUCCCCACCGUCGAUUUGCGGUUAUGAGAGGUAUGGCAAAUUUUAUCCUACAGUUGCCAGAUGAGUUCCCUCUUCUCAUCCAAACAUCACUGGGACGCCUUUUGGAACUCAUGCGUUUCUGGAGAGCUUGUCUCUCUGACGAUGACGUUGAAAACGAUGUUACCAAUGCAAAAAACGUGCAGAAAAAACAAGGGUUUAAGAGAUCUUCAUUUCAUCAAGGAGAACCGAUAGAAUAUCAUGCUUCGGAGAUUGACGCUGUUGGUCUUAUCUUCCUUAGUUCUGCCGAUAGUCAGAUCAGACACACAGCAUUAGAGUUACUUGGCUGUGUGCGGGCCCUACGGAAUGAUAUACGAAACCUAUCUGUUAAUGAAAGAUCAGAUCUAACAAAAGAUGAAGCGGAAUCCAUAUUUAUAAUCGAUGUUUUAGAAGAGAACGGGGAUGACAUCGUUCAAAGCUGUUACUGGGAUUCCGGGCGUCCUAUUGAUCUAAGACGAGAAUCUGACGUUGUACCUCCUGAUGCAACGAUACAGUCUAUACUUUCUGAAAGCCCUGAUAAAAAUAGAUGGGCUCGGUGUCUUAGUGAGCUUGUGAAAUACGGUGCAGUGCUGUGCCCCCAGUCUGUUCAAGAAGCAAAGUUGGAAGUUAUUCAGCGGCUAGCAUACGUCACGCCUGUUGAACUAGGGGGAAAGGCGCACCAGUUUCAGGAAGCAGACGGAAAACUAGAUCAGUGGCUGAUGUAUGCUAUGUUUGCGUGUUCUUGUCCACCUGGACGGGAAGGAGCUGGUUCAGCAACAACACGGGAGCUGUUGCGUCUUAUCUUCCCGUCACUAAAAUCUGGUUCUGAACCACAUGUUCAUGCAGCAACAAUGGCUCUUGGGCACUCACAUCUGGAGGUGUGUGAAAUGAUGUUCAGUGAGCUUGCGUAUCUAAUGGAUGAGAUUUCUUUGGAAACAGACGGAAAACCAAAAUGGAAGAGUCAAAAGCCUCGACGUGAAGAACUCCGAAUCCGCAUUGCAAAUAUAUAUAGAACUGUUGCUGAGAAAAUUUGGCCUGGCAUGUUGGGACGUAAGCCGGUUUUCCGUCUUCACUAUAUGAAGUAUAUCGAUGAAACUACAAGAUUACUCGCGAAUUCACCUCUUGAGAGCUUUCAAGAAAUGCAACCUCUUCGCUAUUCACUCGCAUGUGUACUACGAUCACUGGCUCCGGAGUUUGUGGAGUCAAAAUCAGAGAAAUUCGACCCGAAAACUAGAAAACGAUUAUUUGAUCUUCUUCUCUCGUGGUGUGACGAAUCUGGUAGUACAUGGAGUCAAGACAGUGCAAGUGAUUACCGACGUGAGGUUGAACGUUACAAGUCUAGUCAACACUCUCGAUCAAAAGAUUCUAAUGAUAAAAUAUCAUUCGAUAAAGAAGUGACUGAACAAGUUGAAGCCAUUCAGUGGGCUUCCAUGAAUGCUAUGGCUUCCCUGUUAUACGGGCCAUGCUUUGAUGACAAUGCAAGAAAAAUGAGCGGUCGGGUUAUAGCUUGGAUUAAUAGUCUCUUCAUUGAGCCCACACCCCGUGCUCCAUUCGGUUAUUCACCCGUAGACCCAAGAACCCCGUCUUACACUAAGUACACAGGAGAAGGUGGUCGAGGAGCCACUGGACGUGAUAGGAACCGCGGUGGUCAUCUUCGUGUUUCUCUUGCUAAAAUGGCUUUAAAGAAUCUUCUUCUUACUAAUUUAGACUUGUUCCCUGCUUGCAUCGAUCAGUGCUACUAUUCUGAUGCCGCUAUAGCAGACGGCUACUUCAGUGUAUUAGCCGAAGUCUACAUGCGCCAAGAGAUACCGAAAUGUGAAAUCCAGAGACUUCUAAGUCUGAUCCUAUACAAAGUGGUGGACCCAUCUAGACAGAUUCGCGAUGAUGCUUUACAAAUGCUCGAAACAUUAUCUGUCCGCGAGUGGGCUGAAGAUAAAAUCGAGGGGUCGGGAAGUUAUCAGGCGGCAGUCGUCGGCAAUCUCCCCGACUCUUACCAACAAUUCCAGUACAAGUUGUCUUGCAAACUUGCAAAAGAUCAUCCCGAGUUAAGCCAGCUUCUUUGUGAGGAAAUUAUGCAACGGCAACUUGAUGCUGUUGAUAUAAUCGCUCAACAUCAGGUUCUAACAUGCAUGGCUCCGUGGAUCGAGAACCUAAAUUUCUGGAAGCUUAAAGACUCGGGGUGGAGUGAGCGGUUAUUGAAAAGUCUUUAUUAUGUGACAUGGAGGCACGGUGAUCAGUUUCCUGAUGAAAUCGAGAAGCUCUGGAGUACUAUUGCUAGUAAGGCCCGUAAUAUACGCCCGGUUUUGGAUUUUUUAAUCACUAAAGGAGUUGAAGAUUGUGAUUCAAAUGCUUCUGCUGAAAUAAGUGGCGCCUUUGCUACGUAUUUUUCUGUUGCUAAACGAGUAAGCUUGUAUCUAGCUCGGAUAUGUCCUCAAGGGACCAUUGACCACUUGGUUUACCAACUGGCUCAACGUAUGCUCGAAGAUAGCUUGGAACCGGUUAGACCGACAGACAAGGGUGAAGCCAAUGGGAAUAAUGUUUUGGAGUUUUCCCAAAGUUCGGCAGUGGCCCAGAUUGCAGCGGUUGAUAACCAGCCUCAUAUGUCACCAUUACUGGUCCGGGGAUCUCUCGAUGGUCCGUUACGGAAUACCAGUGGAAGUUUAAGCUGGAGAACGACUAGUGUCGGCGGACGGAGUGCUUCAGGUCCGUUGACCCCGAUGGCUCCGAAGGUGAACGUGGUUCCAGUAACCGCUGGGCGGUCCGGUCAACUCAUUCCAGCUUUAGUCAACAUGUCAGGACCUUUAAUGGGGGUUCGAAGUGUGAACGGAAGUAUAAGAAGCCGACAUAUGUCUCGAGACAGUGGGGACUACCAGUACCACUUAGAUACUCCAAAUUCUGAAAUUGACGGUAUGCAUCCUGCUGGUGGGACCCAUGGUGUCAAUGCUAAGGAACUUCACUCGGCUCUACAAGGGCAUCAACUGCAUUCAUUAACCCAUGCUGAUAUCGCAUUGAUUUUACUUGCGGAAAUUGCUUAUGAGAAUGAUGAAGAUUUCCGGGAGCAUUUACCGCUACUUUUUCACGUCACGUUUGUCUCGAUGGAUAGCUCCGAGGACAUCGUUUUGGAACAUUGCCAACAUUUGCUUGUUAAUUUGUUGUAUUCUCUUGCGGGGCGCCAUUUGGAGCUUUACGACGUUGAAAAUAGUGACGGUGAGAAUAAGCAACAGGUCGUAAGUUUAAUAAAGUAUGUCCAGUCGAAACGUGGGAGCAUGAUGUGGGAAAACGAGGACCCGACUCUGGUCAAAUUUGAGCUUCCGAGUGCAGCACUUUUGUCGGCACUCGUACAGAGCAUGGUGGAUGCUAUAUUUUUCCAAGGUGACCUUAGAGAGACUUGGGGAGCUGAGGCGCUUAAGUGGGCCAUGGAGUGCACAUCGAGACAUCUCUCGUGCCGGUCCCACCAGAUCUACCGUGCAUUACGGCCACGCGUGACUAACGAUGCUUGCGUCUCGCUUCUCCGAUGCCUCCAUAGAUGUCUAGCAAAUCCCAUACCUUCUGUUCUCGGGUUUGUUAUGGAAAUUCUUUUGACAUUACAGGUCAUGGUGGAAAAUAUGGAGCCCGAGAAGGUUAUUCUCUACCCUCAGCUUUUCUGGGGUUGUGUAGCCAUGAUGCACACGGAUUUCGUUCACGUUUAUUGCCAGGUUCUCGAGUUGUUUGCUCGUGUCAUUGAUCGUUUAUCGUUUCGGGAUCGGACCACUGAAAACGUCCUUCUCUCGAGCAUGCCAAGAGACGAGCUCGAUCAUGGUGUUCCUGACACCGACUUUUUAAAAACGGAAUCAGAAACCACUGGUGGGAAAGUUCCAGCUUUUGAAGGGGUGCAGCCACUUGUACUUAAAGGAUUAAUGUCAACUGUGAGCCACGGUGUGUCAAUCGAGGUUCUCUCACAGAUCACCGUCCAUUCCUGUGACUCGAUAUUCGGGGACCCAGAAACGAGACUCUUGAUGCACAUCAUCGGCUUGCUCCCAUGGCUCUGUUUACAGCUAAACCAAGACGCUGUUUCCGGGCCUGCUUCGCCCCUGUUACACCAAUACCAAAAAGCUUGUAGUGUUUCAACAAACUUAGCGAUCUGGUGUCGUGCAAAAUCAUUAGACGAAUUAGCGACAGUUUUCAUGGCCUAUUCACAGGGGGAAAUCAAGACGAUAGACAAUCUGCUUGCUUCCGUGUCACCAUUACUAUGCAAUGAGUGGCUACCGAAGCACUCGGCACUAGCAUUCGGGCAUCUGCUUAAGCUUCUAGAACGCGGACCCGUGGAGUAUCAACGGGUUAUUCUUCUAUUGAUGAAAGCAUUGCUUCAGCAUACACCCACGGAUGCUGCUCAAAGCCCGCAUAUGUACGCAAUCGUUUCUCAAUUGGUUGAAAGCACUCUAUGUUGGGAAGCACUUAGCGUACUCGAAGCCCUUUUACAAAGCUGCAGCUCCCUGACCGGGACCCACAACCAUGAUCCCGCAUCGUAUGAGAAUGGUCUUAGUGGGACCGAAGAUAAGGUUCUAUUUCCUCAAUCGUCUUUCAAGGCUCGCAGUGGACCACUACAACAGGCCAUGGGUUUAGGGUUUGGACCAGGUUCAAUGCUGGCUACGCCAGCUAGUCUUUCUGAGUCGGGUGUUUCGCCAAGAGAGUUGGCUUUGCAGAAUACGCGAUUGAUCCUCGAGCGCGUGCUUGAUAAUUGCGCACUUGGGAAAAGAAGAGAUCAUAAAAGAUUGGUACCUUUUGUGACCACCACUGGUAACUCUUAAAUCUAUUUAGUUUCUGUGAACUGUGUACAUUGGUGUAUGUAACAUGCCCAUUUUGAAUUUAAUUAUAUAUAUGAUAUUUAGAAUCAA
Helianthus annuus (common sunflower) is the source of this 6802-nucleotide messenger RNA. RefSeq names its product protein furry homolog-like. Bases 281 to 6715 code for a protein of 2144 amino acids. The transcript has 17 exons. The record is from RefSeq and is a predicted model, not a curated record. Gene Ontology annotation, biological process: cell morphogenesis. Gene Ontology annotation, cellular component: cell cortex; site of polarized growth. Lineage: Eukaryota; Viridiplantae; Streptophyta; Magnoliopsida; Asterales; Asteraceae.